CCUUUAAAAUCCCCUCACCCUCACUCUCACUCUUCAAGUUACGAUUUACCCUUCUCUAUUUGCUCAACCCAAAACUUCAAAACUUCCUCUACAUCAACAAAAGUCUCUUCCUUUUUUUGUGUGUGCGUGUUUUCCAGUGUUUAAAUCAGAUGGCUUUGGAAGCUCUUAACUCUCCAACAGCUGCCACAGCUCCUUUUCACUUUGAAGAUAGCAGCUUGCACGGCCUGGAGUCAUUUACUAAGCGUAAGCGCUCAAAGCGACCACGAUUCGAACAUGUUCCCACCGAGGAAGAAUAUCUGGCUCUCUGUCUUAUCAUGCUAGCACGCGGUGGCGGAGCCACCUCCAAUUCCACAAUCCCAUAUCGCCACCGCUCGCCUACUCCAACUCCCGCGCCACGGCCAGCACAAGCACAAGCACCAGCACCGACCUCAACAGAGCAAAAACUUAGCUACAAGUGCAGCGUUUGCAACAAGGCCUUUAACUCUUACCAGGCUUUAGGUGGCCACAAAGCCAGCCACCGUAAGCUUUCAGGCGGUAACGAUGACCAGUCAACAUCAACAACCACCUCUGCGACCGCCGGUAGAGUCACUUCAGCCGCAUCGAAUCCAAGCGGUAGGUCCCACGAGUGUUCCAUCUGCCACAAAAGCUUCCCCACAGGCCAGGCCUUGGGAGGCCACAAGCGAUGCCACUAUGAAGGUAGAGCUGGGAAUAGCGCUAGCGGCGUGACCACAUCUGAAGGAGUGGGCUCUACCAUCACCAUGAGCCACAUCAACCACCAGGACUUUGACCUUAACCUGCCGGCUUUGCCAGAAUUCUCACCAGCUUUCUUUGUUUCCGGCGGUGAUGAUGAAGUGGAAAGCCCACACCCUUCUAAGAAGCCACGUUUCUGGAUGUCACCGAAAAUUGAAGUCAACUAAACAAUGAGAACCCUUUUUUUUAAUAUUUGUAGGAAUUAAAUUUUAGGCCGGAUUCGAAUGUAUUCUUCUUUUUUUCUUUUCUUUUGGUUUGGUGAGACGAAUUCUUUUUUCUGUACAUACCACUUAAACAAUUGAUAUUCAGUCUCAAUUGCUGCUGUUCUUUUUAAUUAAUCGAUUCAAUUAUUUUAA
This is a messenger RNA of Durio zibethinus, 1106 nucleotides long. RefSeq names its product zinc finger protein ZAT10-like. Gene Ontology annotation, cellular component: nucleus. Gene Ontology annotation, biological process: regulation of DNA-templated transcription. Lineage: Eukaryota; Viridiplantae; Streptophyta; Magnoliopsida; Malvales; Malvaceae. The record is from RefSeq and is a predicted model, not a curated record. Gene Ontology annotation, molecular function: DNA-binding transcription factor activity; transcription cis-regulatory region binding.